Molecule: messenger RNA, 4010 nt
Organism: Ficedula albicollis (Collared flycatcher)
Lineage: Eukaryota; Metazoa; Chordata; Aves; Passeriformes; Muscicapidae
Gene: RNF111
Product: ring finger protein 111
Exons: 15
Coding region: 64-3000 (978 amino acids)
Biological process (GO): ubiquitin-dependent protein catabolic process; positive regulation of transforming growth factor beta receptor signaling pathway; positive regulation of DNA-templated transcription
Cellular component (GO): cytoplasm; nucleus
Molecular function (GO): SMAD binding; ubiquitin protein ligase activity; SUMO polymer binding
Source: RefSeq, a predicted model, not a curated record
CGCCGGCGGCACCCGCCCCUUCCCCCGCGGCCUCGCUGUCUCAGGCCUUUCUUAAAUCUUUCCAUGUCUAAAUGGACUCCUGAAUGUAAUAUAGUUUAUACUCUAAAAGCGGAUAUGAAGAGUGAAGUUCCUUCUGAUGCACCAAAGAGACAGGAGAGUCUGAAGGGGAUCCUCUUGAACCCUGAGCCUAUUGGGGCAGCCAAAAGCUUCACUGCAGAAGUUGAGAUGAUUGCCAGUAAAGUAGGGAAUGAGUUCUCUCACUUGUGUGGUGAUUCUCAAAAGCAAAAGGACAUGAAUGGCAACCAUACAGACCAAGAAAAACCUAUUGUGGUGCGAAAAAAACGCAAGAGCCAGCAGGCUGGUCCUUCAUACACUCAAAACUGUCCUGAUAAAGAAAAUAAAGGAAUCUUAGGGUUGAGACAGCAUCUAGAAACACAGAGUGAAGACAAUGAUUCUUCUUUUAGUGACUGUAUCUCUUCACCUUCAUCUAGCUUGCAUUUUGGAGACUCUGACACAGUAACAUCUGAUGAAGAAAAAGAUGCUCCUGUGAGACACCCUCAGGCAGUGUUGAAUACUCCAAGCAGAACUCAUAGUGCAAGGUCACAGAAGUGGCCUCGGACUGAGGCAGACUCUGUACCUGGGUUACUGAUGAAAAGGCCCUGUUUUCACAACAGCUCCUUAAGAAGACUUCCAUAUAGGAAGAGAGCUGUGAAAACAGGUUCAUCACAGCGGACACAGAACCAAAAAGAACGAAUUUUAAUGCAGAGGAAAAAGCGGGAAGUGUUAGCUCGAAGAAAGUAUGCUUUACUGCCCAGUUCUAGCAGCUCCAGUGAGAAUGACCUCAGUACUGAAUCUUCUUCCAGUUCAUCUACUGAAGGGGAGGAAGACUUGUUUGUGUCAGCUGGUGAAAACCACCAGAACAGCACAGCUGUUCCUUCAGGAAGUAUUGAUGAAGAUGUUGUUGUGAUUGAAGCAUCCUCCACUCCCCAAGUCACUGCUAAUGAAGAAAUAAAUGUUACCUCAACAGACAGUGAAGUGGAGAUUGUUACAGUUGGUGAAAAUUACAGGUCUCGCUCUGCGCUGGGACACUCGAGGCCCCACUGGGGCCAGAGCUCCGGGUCCCACGCCGGCCGCGCUCCGGAGCAGCGAUCCCGCAGCAGGAUCUCCACCGUCAUCCAGCCCCUGCGGCAGAACGCCGCCGAAGUCGUGGACCUCACCGUGGAUGAAGAUGAGCCAACAGUUGUGCCAACCACAUCAGCUCGAGUGGAGCCGCAGGUCGUGAGUUCUGCUCCCACUACCAGCUCCAGUACGUCUACCUCAGAGCAGGCCUCUGAUGCAGCUCCAAACGUCUCCAGCAGCCAGCCCUCUGCAGCACCAGAGGCCACUCCCAGUCUCCCCAGUGGCAGCACUGCUGGCACUUCAACUGGAGAUGAGAUAAGAAGAGCUGCAUCUAAUUCGACACUGGAAACUGGCCCUCCGGCCAUGCCAAGGCUGCCAUCGUGCUGCCCCCAGCAUUCUCCUUGUGGAGGACCUUCACAGACUCAUCAUGCACUGGGGCACCCACAUACAAGCUGCUUUCAGCAGCAUGGCCACCACUUCCAGCAUCACCACCAUCACCACCACAACCCUCACCCAGCUGUCCCACUGUCUCCUUCCUUCAGUGACUCCAGCUGCCCUGUGGAAAGGCCUCCUCCCAUGCCUGCCCCGUGUGGAGCAAGCAGCAGUUCUGGCACCAGUUACCAUGAGCAGCAGGCACUGCCGGUAGACCUGAGCAGCAGCGGUAUCCGAAGCCACGGGAGCGGCGCUUUCCACGGGCCGUCGGCGUUCGACCCGUGCUGCCCCGGCUCCUCGUCGCGCGCGGCGCUCUACGGGCCGCAGGCGGCCGCGGGGCCCAGCCAGGCACUGCCCAUGGACGGCUACGGCUCGGCCAUGGUGCCGCCGCCGGCCUCGCUCUCCUCCUGCCGCCACUACCUGCAUUCUCCCUAUGCUUCCUUGACCAGACCUCUUCACCAUCAAGCUUCUGCAUGUCCUCACUCUCAUGGAAAUCCUCCUCCACAGCCACAACCUCCACCUCAAGUGGAUUAUGUUAUCCCUCAUCCCGUGCAUCCCUUUCAUCCUUCAAUCUCCUCUCAUGCGUCUUCUCAUCCUGUUCCACCUCCACCACCAACUCAUCCCUUAGCCAGUGCAGCUGCUCCAAUACCACAGCAUCUCCCUGCAACACACCAGCCAAUAUCCCAUCACAUCCCUGCAACAGCACCUCCAGCACAGAGGCUACAUCCUCAUGAAGUGAUCCAGAGGAUGGAGGUCCAGAGAAGAAGAAUGAUGCAACACCCAACACGUGCUCAUGAGCGGCCUCCUCCACAUCCUCACAGAAUGCAUCCUAAUUAUGGUCAUGGGCAUCACAUCCAUGUGCCUCAGACUAUGUCUUCCCAUCCUCGACAAGCUCCAGAGAGAUCUGCCUGGGAACUAGGAAUUGAAGCUGGUGUGACUGCAGCCACUUACCCUCCAGGGCCCUUGCAUCCUCACUUGGCCCACUACCAUGCACCUCCUCGACUGCAUCACUUGCAAAUAGGGGCUCUUCCUCUAAUGGUACCAGACAUGGCGGGCUACCCUCACAUCCGUUACAUUUCAUCGGGAUUGGAUGGAACAUCAUUCAGAGGCCCUUUCAGGGGCAAUUUUGAGGAGCUGAUUCAUUUGGAGGAGCGACUAGGCAAUGUUAAUCGUGGAGCAACACAGGGAACUAUAGAAAGAUGCACAUAUCCACAUAAAUACAAAAAGAGGAAACUGCACUGCAAACAAGAUGGGGAGGAAGGAACAGAAGAAGACACAGAGGAAAAGUGCACCAUCUGUUUGUCUAUAUUGGAGGAAGGUGAAGAUGUCAGGCGCCUUCCAUGUAUGCACCUUUUCCACCAAGUAUGUGUAGAUCAGUGGUUGAUUACUAACAAGAAGUGCCCCAUUUGCAGAGUGGACAUUGAGGCUCAGCUGCCUAGUGAAAGUUGACACUGCUUUCCAGAACUCUUGUCCUCCCUCUCGCUCCCUCUCAUCCCUCCUGGUACUUCAGUCAACCAAAGAUGGCAUGACUUACCUGCGCAGAUUUGGAAGCAUUGAACCCAGAGUGCUGGCUCUGCUAUAUGGUACAACUAAUGCUAGACCUACAGUUUAUGUAGAAGACAGUUGAGUUUCAGUGUAUUUAUACAUUUUUUGUUUUACAUUUUUUUCUUUAAAUUCAUUACUGUAUUUUUGCAUGGUUCCUUGUAUUGCAUUUGUUUGCACAUAUUAUGGGCUUUGUGACCCCAAACUUGCAGGCGAGAUUAGCUGCUUUAGUAAAUAGAGUUGUGUGGUCUCUUUUUUGGUUUGUUUUUUGUAGUAUCAAGCUUUGAAAGUAUGAUUUCACUCAUUACUAACCUUGAAUUCCUUAAUUUAAUCGAUCAUAUAUAUUUUAGUUUAAAUGUAUAAAGAUCAUCUAGAAAAGGAUAAUAUUAUGUAUUGAGACAUUCCUUAACUAGGAAAAAAUGGCUGCUGUAUAUUUACAAGACCAGUUCUGAUUCAAAUAACAUCCUCAAUACUGGGAACAGAAUAUGAAUUAUAUUCAGUUUGACUGAUACAUAUAGCAUACUCAUCACCAGAGUUUUUAUCUGAUCAGAUUUUUGUGUUUGUUUUUAAAAUUUCAGCACAAUGCAGAUAUAUUUGAAUGUCAAUAUUAAACAUUUAGACUGCUGUUCAGAUUGUAUUUAUCAUUUUCUUCUAUGUCUAGAAAUUUGAAUCCCUAACUUAAAUAUAAGCUGCUGUGAAACAGCUCUUAGUGAACACUAAAUGUUGAUUUCAGUUAGCUGGAUUGUAGAUACUUGCAGGUUGAAAGAAUUAUUAGGGACAUGGAAAAAGAGCUUAGAAUCUGUUUGGUCUUCUGCUAACUUAAGUUGAAGUAUCUGCGCACAUUGAGGGUUGAUUUUUUUUGUUGGGGGUUUUUUUUGGCUGUGUUUUUUUGUUUAUUUGUUUGGGCUUUGUUGGUU